AUGGAUUCAUUUAGGAUAGAGAAUGGUGACUGUGUCUCCACCUUCACCUUGCCAUUCAAUAUCCUCAGUUUGAGAACAAGAACUGACAGCAUGGAAGCCAGUGAGUUGUCUAUAAGAAUGGUAUUCAUCUUUCUGACUACAAUUGGAAUUCUAGGAAAUUUCACUCUUCUAUACCACUAUAUAUAUUUUUACCUAACAAGGUACAGGUUAAGGUCUACAGACUGGAUUCUAAUUCACUUGAUUGUAGCCAAUAUCUUAACUGUACUGGGUAAAGGAGUGCCCCAGACAAUAUCCUCAUUUGGGUUUACAGAUUUUCUCAAUGAUAUUGGAUGCAAAUUGGUUUCUUCUUUACACAGAGUAGGAAGGGGUGCAAGUAUUGGCAGCACCUCACUUCUUAGUGUAUUUCAGGCCAUCGUCAUCAGCCCCAGGAACUCCAGGGAUUCAGAACUUAAAGUAAGAACACACAAGUGCAUUUGUUGUUCAGUGUACCUCAACUGGUUGAUUUAUUUAUUUAUAAACAGUGUUAACCUUGUGUAUUUGAGGGCAAGAAAUGGCAAUGAAAGCACAACAAACCUGAAGUCUUUCUUUUUCUGUUAUUCUGUCCGUCAUGAUCCAACCAGUGACAUCCUUUAUGCCACAUUACUGUCAAGUCCUGAAGUGAUUUUGUUGGGGCUCAUGCUAUGGGCCAGUGGCUCCAUGGUUCUCACACUGUACAGGCACAAGCAGAUGAUGCAAUACAUAUCCAGGACCAGUCUUUCUUCUAGAUCCUCCCCUGCGUCCAGAGCCACUAAAACCAUCCUUCUCUUGGUCUGUACUUUUGUCUCCUUUUACACAAUUUCUUCUGCUUGUCAUUCCUUCGUGACUCUCCUUUAUAAUCCCAGCUGGUCUCUGGUGAAUAUGACUGCAAUGUCCUCUCUGCUUUUCCCCACUGUUUGUCCCUUUCUUCUCAUGAGCCAAGGCUCUCGGAUUUCCAGUUACUUGAAAAGGAAUAUACAUUUCCCCUAA
This is a messenger RNA of Mus caroli (Ryukyu mouse), 1005 nucleotides long. RefSeq names its product vomeronasal type-1 receptor 4-like. The record is from RefSeq and is a predicted model, not a curated record. Gene Ontology annotation, biological process: G protein-coupled receptor signaling pathway. Lineage: Eukaryota; Metazoa; Chordata; Mammalia; Rodentia; Muridae. Gene Ontology annotation, molecular function: pheromone receptor activity. Gene Ontology annotation, cellular component: membrane.